UGCACCAUAUGUAGUAUUCAGCUGGUCAUGGGAUCUCAGCAUGUUGGACCCCAUGAGGCAACCCACUUUAUGUAAAAUAAAACAGCUUUUAUUAGUCUACUUUUAUGAUUGGAGUCUGAUUACAUUUUUAAAAAUUACUAUUCAUUUUUGUUUUAUGUAAAACCAUUUUGUUUUAUAUCUGUUGCCACAUCUUGUUAAAUUUCUUUUGGUAAAGCCAGAACAACAUGAACAAUAGGUUGUGCCAGUACCCGCUCCAUCCUAUAGGUGGCAGUGAUGAAUGACGACAGUAUAGCAGCUGUCAUUUACAAGGCAGAGAGAACUAGAAGUGCGAAUCGACGAGGGUAUUGUUGACAUAUCCCGGGAGCCCUAUAAAAGUUUUCAACAGUGCUAUGGCAGUAUUGUCGGUAGCUUCAAAUGCAAGUUUUCAGCCGGACAGUUGAAAACACUGAACCGCCAGAUUACUGUGCACUUCGGUUGAUUUUGUGGAAGUGGCUGUUAUCAGUAUGACUCGCGAUAUCAUUGUUGGAGAUGAGCUGCCCGACUGGGUCGGGGCAAAAGAGUUUUAUCAGAAGUAUGAUCCCAAAGAGGUGAUUGGAAGAGGUGUGAGCAGUGUGGUGCGCAGAUGUGUACACAAACACACGGGGCAGGAGUUUGCGGUGAAGAUCAUUGAGAUCACUGCAGAGAAAAUGACAGAACAGCAGUUAGAGGAGGUGAAAAGUUCCACACUGAAGGAGAUCCAUGUGCUCAAUGUGGUGAAGGGCCACCCGUCCAUCAUUACACUUAUUGAUUCUUAUGAAUCAACAACCUUCAUAUUUUUGGUAUUUGACCUCAUGAGGAGAGGGGAGCUAUUUGAUUACUUGACUGAAAAAGUGACUCUCAGUGAAAAGGAAACCAGGAGUAUGAUGCGUGCUCUUCUGGAGGCUGUCCAAUAUCUACACUCACUAAAUAUUGUACAUCGUGAUCUCAAACCUGAAAAUAUUCUGCUAGACGACCAGGGACACAUUAAACUUUCUGACUUUGGCUUUUCAGUCCAGCUGGGGCCUGAUGAAAAACUAAGAGAGUUGUGUGGAACACCAGGAUAUCUGGCACCAGAGAUUCUGAAGUGCUCCAUGGAUGAGACACACGAGGGAUAUGGGAAAGAGGUUGACCUGUGGGCUUGUGGUGUGAUCAUGUUCACGCUUCUUGCUGGGUCUCCACCAUUCUGGCAUCGUAAACAGCUGCUGAUGCUGAGAGUGAUCAUGGAAGGCCGGUACCAGUUUAGCUCUCCAGAGUGGGAUGACCGGUCUGACACCGUCAAAGACUUGAUCUCAAGGCUUUUAGUGGUGGAACCCACUCUUCGCCUCACAGCCGAGCAAGCUUUAGCUCAUCCUUUCUUCCGUCAGUACCAAAAGGAGGAAGUGCGGCUCUUUAGCCCCAGGAAGACAUUUAAGGCCCUGAUCUUGACCGUGCUAGCUUGUAUACGAAUGCAGUGCCGCUACUACCGAGCCAGACCAUUAACAAAGGAGCUCCUAGCAAGAGACCCUUAUUCCAUCCGCGGUGUGCGCAAGCUGAUCGAUGGCUGUGCUUUCCGCAUAUAUGGACACUGGGUCAAGAAAGGGGAGCAACAGAACCGAGCUGCUCUAUUCCAGAACACAGCUAAAAUCAUUCUACUGGGCCUUGAAGACCUUGAAAACUAAAGGUCAUAUUUUUGUUUCUGAAGAUAUUCCUCGUCUGUCUAUUUACAGUUGUAUUGUUUUUGUCUUUCUUUUUUUUUAAGUUAGGGACUGAUAGCCUGCCUGUCCAAAAGGUGCACAAAACACAAAUAGUUAUAGAUUAUCUUUAAAAGAGGGAUGGCGCUUUUUGAUUUUAACAACAUGCCAUGUGACCUCAUUUUAACCACUCACUGUGGAUUUUAUGUUUUUAAAAUGUAAGUUUUAUCACAAAUAUAUUGGUGGUAUCAUCUGAUAUUGCUUAUUAUAUGGACCAGCUUGAUAUGAAGAGAUAAGUAAAAAAAAAAAAAUGACUCGGAUUUACAAUUACCUAACGGAGCUUGUCUCCUGUUCAGGCUCUCAAGCCUUUGAUUGUUUUUGACACAAAGCAGAUUGUAUUUGAAUUUAUUAUCAUUCUUAUGCUUCGAAAACAAUUCCAGGAUGUUGAAGACUAAACCAUAAAUGGACAAGGAACAUUUAACAAUGUGGAGUGGACUUUAAGACUUUCAAUACAAAGGAUAACAUACUUGAAACAUAGCAUUACAGUUGUGUAACCCUACUGAGAGUUGUUUUGAAAUCCAUACAAAAUUGUGUGUACAGGUUUUAUUCAUUUUUAUUUUUGAAAUAUGUUUUACCACUUGUUGAUUUUUAUCACAGUUGACUAGACAUUAUCC
This is a messenger RNA of Sinocyclocheilus rhinocerous, 2362 nucleotides long. It is a transcript of the gene phkg2, whose product is annotated as phosphorylase kinase, gamma 2 (testis). Gene Ontology annotation, biological process: protein phosphorylation; glycogen metabolic process. Gene Ontology annotation, cellular component: phosphorylase kinase complex. NCBI's taxonomy places the organism in Eukaryota, Metazoa, Chordata, Actinopteri, Cypriniformes, Cyprinidae. Gene Ontology annotation, molecular function: phosphorylase kinase activity; ATP binding; calmodulin binding. The coding region runs from base 504 to 1676 and encodes 390 amino acids. The transcript has 10 exons. The record is from RefSeq and is a predicted model, not a curated record.